AUGCCUUCAAGUAUACCAGGCAAAGCCUCUCCACUCCCCUCGACUCAGUCGAGGGCUCAGAGUGUUGAUGCCCGCACCUCUGGACAUGGAGUCCAAAGUGCAAGGUCUCGAGACAACACCCCUGUCUCUGGAGACAAAGGGACUGGCAGCCCAGUGGCAGAGCCUCCCUCUGGAAUCGGUCAUGGUGACCUGAAUCCCGUGGACUUAGAUCCACCAAUGGCAUCGAACGCUGCAAGCAGCCCCGCCCCUAGUAGUACUCCGAAUAAAGAUAAUGUCCUCCGCUUAAGGGAAGUUUUUGACUGGUCAGACUCCUAUGACAAUGAUGACCUAGGAGAUGUACCUGAGUACCCAGUACUAAAACCAACCCCAAGCCCGACCGAAACUAGCCCUAAGCUGAGUAAAGCCCCCUUAGAUAAGGGAAAGAGUGUGGACCCACUAGAAAAAGGGGGUCCCCCUAAGAAAGAACUUUUCAAGGACUGGUUAGGUGAUUGGACCACAUUUGAUGAAAACAUGGCUGAAUUGAACCGCCCCGCACCUGAUGACUCAGACGAGUCCCUUGUUAAAAUAGAGGAGUUUGCAGACAAAUGCAACAAGGUGGAUAACCUCCAAGAGAGGGUACAUGAGCUAGAGAGGUUUGUUAUCCAAGCCCAGACUCGCGAGGAGAUGGUGCAAAAAUUAGUAAAUGACACAUUCCGUGCCCCGAUUCCCACCAACCCGGAAUCGACUCACCAAACCCAAGCACCUGAUUCCCCCGCCCUGACUUAUAAAGAGGAUGAGAUUGGUGAGGAGGUAGCCCCAGUAAAAGACAGUGACCCACCAAGCAUAACCAGACCUAGGAGCAGCGAAGUGGCAAAGAGUGAUACUAGGUAUUGGAGAGCUUCCUCCCUACUGCCAAAUAAGAGUUCCGUUAAGCAUGCAAUGAUGGGAAGUGACCUGAGCAACCCUGACUCGUCUGAUUCUUCGUCAGAGUCAGACAAUGACAGCGAAGUGUCGUCCACUGAAUCCUCAGCAGAGGAUACCAAAAAUAAGGCUACCAAAGGGAGGAAUGCCCCCACGCCGUCCCUGAAAGAUUGCCCUUGA
Molecule: messenger RNA, 1080 nt
Organism: Suillus subalutaceus
Lineage: Eukaryota; Fungi; Basidiomycota; Agaricomycetes; Boletales; Suillaceae
Exons: 2
Coding region: 1-1080 (359 amino acids)
Source: RefSeq, a predicted model, not a curated record